CUCCCCAUUACUCUUUCCUACACAACAUGACGAUCCAAACGACGGUUGACUCACAAACAGCAUCAGAAAUACGAAUCGCUAUUCACGAGUGUUCGAAAAGGGGGUUAUCUGACGCAUCGAAAUGGUUCGUGUCAUGCUUGAUAUUCCAGCUUCGUUCAUCGUACCCCAACGCAGGUUAUCUGAACUUCUAUUGUCAUUACCGUUGUCGAAACGUAAAGCUUCGCUACCUUCACCACUUCUCGACGCGACCUUUUCAACCUCUACACCUGCUCGUAGUCGGAACUCGCCCCAUCCCGAUAUGAACAUGAGCAUGUCAACUGAAGAGCCAGUUGGAUCGCCCAUUCCUGGUAGACAAAGUCAAUCUACACCCCAACCGGCAACGCAAAGUCCAGAGUUCCAUUCUCAUCGGCAUCCCCACGCACCCCAUCUGCAAACUUAUUCGCCAGAUUCCUGGAGAGAUGCGGAGGAGAAGGAUAUAGAUCAAUUGGCUACAGCACGAAGUUUCAUGCAGUUCAAAGAUUACGGACGCGUUUCUUCUGUUUUGAUAGGUUGUACGAGCCCUAAUGCAACAUUUCUUUCGCUAUACGCCCGGUUUCUGGCGCACGAGUUGUCCUCGGGCAAAAACUGGCAUAACUUCGAUCAUAAUCGACGCCCACUCCCGCUCGGACUUGACCAGAAAUUUCACCAGUUAUUGGGCGAAGUGGCAAACACCACCGACCCUUUUCUACUCUAUUUGAAAGCUCUUUUCUGUUCGCGCCUUUCACUCCGUGAAGAAGCUAUCGAAAAUGCGCUGCUUUCUCUUGCUGGUUUUCCUUGGUGUUGGGCUACUUGGUGUUUACUCGCAAGUUGUAUAGGCGACGGGGAGGAACUCUCAUCUCUAAUAUCAUUACUUCCUCUGCCUCCCACACAUCCACUGGUCCAAAUAUUCCAAGUCAAGACCCUUAUUGACUUACACAUACCCACUGAGAACGAGCUCAGUUUGUGUGAUCUCCUUGUAGGCCCUGAUCACUUCCCAGGUAGUCUCUGGAUCAUGAGUCUCAAGGCUUGCGGUUUUUUUUACAUGCAUGAAUUCAACCAGGCUGAGAGCCAGUUCGAUCGGAUUCUCGCUCUCGAUCCGCAAAGGAUAGAGGACAUUGAUAUUCUCUCCAACAUUCUCUAUGUGACCGAUAAUCGGCUGAAGCUUACAAAACUUGUCCACGACUUUGUGCCGCUUGGCCAAGACAAACCAGAAAUAUGCUGUUUACUAGGAAAUUACUACUCUCUCCGCGCGGAACAUGCCAAAUCCAUCAAAUAUUUCCGCCGGGCUGUCGAGCUUGAGCCAAAAUUCUUAUCAGCAUGGACUCUGUUAGGACACGAGUAUGUGGAGAUUAAAAAUUCUCAUGCAGCCAUUCAGUGCUACCGACGUGCAGUUGGCUCUGAUCGAAAGGACUAUCGAGCAUGGUAUGGCCUGGGGCAAGCAUACGAAUUAUUGAAUAUGCACCAAUACGCUCUGCAUUACUAUCAGUUCGCGGCGGCUUUGAGGUAUGGUUUUCCACGGCUCUAGUUGUCGCUAGUAAUACGGUGUCACUUGUAGACCGUACGACGCACGGCUCUGGCAAGGCCUUGGCCAAUGUUACGAAGAAAUGGGAAGACUCCGGGAAGCUAUCGAAUGUUACAAGCGCGCCUUGAUUUCGGCCAAUCCGCACGAGAUCUCUGUGAACAUUCUAUUAGCGAAAGUUCACCGAGAUUUAGACGAACUUUUUGAGUCAAUAGCUUACCACCGACGAGUAGUAGAAGUGUGCCAAGCAGACUUGCGGCCCGUGCAUGAGUAUGCCAAGUCCGCUUUGGAAGUGGCCGAAUACCAAGUGAAGAUACCAGACGGUGAUUUAUUUCUCGCGCAAGAGUAUGUGGAAAUUGUGGCCAGAAGCAAUACAGAGGAAGUCAUGCGGGCAUCAGAGCUGUUGAAGGUCGUGCUUGCUGCCAUUAACGAGAAGUAUCAAGCGGAAUCUGACGGAAAUAAUGAAUUGGAGGAGAAAACCGUUGAAUAGACUUCUUCUGUAUAGUGGGGGUAUGUGCUAUAUAGUUGAAUCCUCGAACUUGAAGCAGA
This is a messenger RNA of Marasmius oreades (fairy-ring Marasmius), 2086 nucleotides long. RefSeq lists its product as uncharacterized. Gene Ontology annotation, molecular function: protein binding. Bases 122 to 1543 code for a protein of 473 amino acids. The record is from RefSeq and is a predicted model, not a curated record. The transcript has 10 exons. Gene Ontology annotation, cellular component: anaphase-promoting complex. Gene Ontology annotation, biological process: cell division. NCBI's taxonomy places the organism in Eukaryota, Fungi, Basidiomycota, Agaricomycetes, Agaricales, Marasmiaceae.